AUGGUGGAAAAAUACAUUGAGAUAUUCAUGGAUGAUUUUUCAGUAUUUGAGAAUUCUUCUAAUGAUUGCUUGGAACGACUAUCGCUUAAACACAUCUUUAACCGCGAUGGAUUACCUAGGGCCAUAAUAAGUGAUGGUGGAACUCAUUUCCGCAAUCAGCUAUUCCAGGCAGUGCUACAUAAGUACGAGGUGGAAACCUCGAACAGACAAUUAAAAAGAAUUUUCGAGCUCACUGUGAAUGCAUCUCGCAAAGAUUGGUCAACAAAAUUGGACGAUGCUUUAUGGGCAUAUCGCACUGCUUACAAGACACCUAUUGGGAUGUCCCCAUAUCGACUAGUCUUUCGACAAGUAUGCUACCUUCCAGUGGAGUUUGAACAUAGAGCAUACUGGGCAUUGAAACAAUUAAACAUGGACCUCGAAAACGUUGGAGAAACAAGAAUACUGCAGCUACAUGAAUUGGAAGAAUUCAAAAGAGAAGCAUAUGAGAAUGCAACCAUCUACAAGGAAAGGAUGAAGCAGUAG
Messenger RNA from Olea europaea var. sylvestris, 522 nucleotides. RefSeq lists its product as uncharacterized. The transcript has 3 exons. The coding region runs from base 1 to 522 and encodes 173 amino acids. Gene Ontology annotation, molecular function: nucleic acid binding. The record is from RefSeq and is a predicted model, not a curated record. Lineage: Eukaryota; Viridiplantae; Streptophyta; Magnoliopsida; Lamiales; Oleaceae.